This is a messenger RNA of Caenorhabditis briggsae, 1182 nucleotides long. Gene Ontology annotation, molecular function: ATP binding; RNA helicase activity; mRNA binding. Gene Ontology annotation, cellular component: nucleolus; catalytic step 2 spliceosome. The record is from RefSeq and is a predicted model, not a curated record. Bases 1 to 1182 code for a protein of 393 amino acids. The transcript has 4 exons. NCBI's taxonomy places the organism in Eukaryota, Metazoa, Nematoda, Chromadorea, Rhabditida, Rhabditidae.
AUGUCUGAUGGGAAGAAACAAGAAAAGAGUGACAUGGCGUCAGUGGAAUUCGAGUCAUCAGAAGAAGUGAAUGUAGUUCCCACUUUUGAUAAGAUGGGGCUGCGGGAAGAGCUCCUCCGUGGAAUAUACGCAUACGGAUUCGAAAAGCCGUCUGCGAUCCAACAGCGAGCGAUUCCAGCCAUUCUUAAAGCUCGCGAUGUUAUUGCACAAGCUCAGUCGGGAACAGGAAAAACUGCUACGUUUUCGAUUUCUGUUUUACAAUCACUGGAUACACAAGUCAGAGAGACUCAAGCUCUUAUUCUUUCCCCAACCAGAGAACUUGCAGUUCAAAUUCAAAAGGUGGUCUUGGCACUUGGAGACUACAUGAAUGUGCAAUGUCAUGCUUGCAUUGGUGGCACCAACUUAGGUGAAGAUAUCAGAAAGUUGGACUAUGGGCAGCAUGUAGUAUCUGGUACUCCUGGUCGAGUUUUCGAUAUGAUUCGUCGUCGAAAUCUCCGUACACGCGCCAUAAAGCUUUUGGUUCUCGAUGAAGCUGAUGAAAUGCUGAAUAAAGGAUUCAAAGAACAACUGUAUGACAUCUACAGAUAUCUUCCUCCAGGAGCUCAAGUUGUUCUACUUUCUGCUACUCUCCCUCAUGAAAUUCUCGAAAUGACGAGUAAAUUCAUGACAGACCCAAUUCGAAUCCUAGUCAAACGCGACGAGCUCACUCUCGAAGGUAUCAAGCAGUUCUUUGUGGCUGUUGAUCGAGAAGAAUGGAAGUUCGAUACUCUCAUCGAUCUCUACGAUACAUUAACAAGCAGUUCUUUUUUGAAAGUCGACUGGUUAACGGACAAAAUGAAAGAAGCUAACUUCACAGUUUCUUCUAUGCAUGGAGAUAUGGAACAGAAAGAUCGGGAUGAAGUUAUGAAAGAGUUCCGUGCUGGAAACACGCGAGUCUUGAUAUCAACUGAUGUUUGGGCUCGAGGAUUGGACGUCCCACAAGUUUCACUGGUCAUCAACUACGAUCUUCCAAACAAUCGUGAAUUGUAUAUCCAUCGUAUUGGCCGUUCAGGACGUUUCGGACGCAAAGGAGUUGCAAUCAACUUUGUAAAACAAGAUGAUGUCAGAAUUUUACGCGACAUCGAGCAAUACUACUCAACCCAAAUCGACGAAAUGCCGAUGAACAUCGCGGAUAUUAUCUGA